This is a messenger RNA of Camelina sativa (false flax), 944 nucleotides long. RefSeq names its product E3 ubiquitin-protein ligase SINA-like 7. Gene Ontology annotation, molecular function: zinc ion binding. The record is from RefSeq and is a predicted model, not a curated record. Lineage: Eukaryota; Viridiplantae; Streptophyta; Magnoliopsida; Brassicales; Brassicaceae.
UAAAAAAUCUUUAGGAAAUCAGGGUUUUAGGCAUCUCUCUGACAUGGUUGGAGCCUCGAUUUCAAAAGCUUCCGGCCAAGGAAAUGGAUCUCACACCAUUCUCCCGCAAAAGAGACAGCUUUCUUCUUUAUCUCCCAGUGACAGAACGGACAGAGAGGGUAAGAAACGCUUGACGAUGCUAAUGGAUCUUGAGAUUCUCGAUUGUCCCAUUUGCUGCGAAGCCUUCACAACUCCUAUCUUCCAGUGUGAUAAUGGACAUUUGGCUUGUGCUUCUUGCUGUCCCAAACUGAGAAAUAAAUGUCCUGUAUGUGCUUUGCCUGUUGGUCACAACCGCUGCAGAGCAAUGGAGACGGUUCUUGAAUCGAUCUUGAUCCCAUGUCAGAACGCUAAGUUGGGUUGCACCAAGAAUGUAUUUCACGGGAAAGAAUCAAAUCAUGAGAAGAAAUGCGUCUUCUCUCGAUGCUCAUGCCCUGCAUUGGAUUGCGAUUACACUAGCUCAUACAAGGAUCUAUACCUUCAUUAUAUUAUCACCCACAUGGAUAUGGAAAUAUACCAGAGUAGUAAGUUCAGCUGUAACGUUUCCUUUAUUGUUCGGAUGAACAUCAGCGAAAAAAUGUUGAUUAGGACAGAGUACGCGAAGAGUCUUAUGUUUGCGUUGCAGUGUUUUAAGGAGCCAUACGGUGUGUAUGUGACUCUAAGCUGCAUUGCGCCAUCUGUUCCAGAAAUAGGACGGUUCUCGUAUCAUCUCUCUUACACUGUGGAUGGACACGCUGUGAUUUACAAAUCACCUGAGGUGAAGAGGGUUCAUGAAGUGAAUUUUGAAACCUCUCUAGAUAAUUCCAUGUUGAUCCCUAACAGUUUAUUGCGUGGUGAAAUGUUGGAGAUGAAGCUUUUUAUCAAGGAGUGGUAGCAAGAGUAAUAAGGUUGGGGGUGGUGACAUAGAU